Molecule: messenger RNA, 1461 nt
Organism: Akanthomyces muscarius
Lineage: Eukaryota; Fungi; Ascomycota; Sordariomycetes; Hypocreales; Cordycipitaceae
Exons: 10
Coding region: 1-1461 (486 amino acids)
Biological process (GO): transmembrane transport
Cellular component (GO): membrane
Molecular function (GO): transmembrane transporter activity
Source: RefSeq, a predicted model, not a curated record
AUGGACGCGGACCAGAAGCCUGUCGCCGCUCGACGGUGGUACCACUGGCACGAGCCAGGCACGACAAAGGAAGAUAAAUGGUUGAUAUUCAAGCUCGACGUAAACAUUCUCACAUAUCUGUGUCUCACCUUCUUCGUCAAGUACCUAGAUCAGACAAAUGUCACCAAUGCAUACGUCUCCGGGAUGAAAGACGACCUCAAUCUCAAGAGAGAUGAGCUGAACUGGAUGACGACUUGGUUCAACAUUGGCGUCAUUCUUGGAGCACCGGCUUCUACGCUGGCACUUACACAGAUCAACCCACGGUGGUGGCUUCCGAGCUGCACGGCGGUAUGGUCGCUGCUCGUGCUUUUCAUGUACAAGGCGACUGCUGCCAAGACCAUUUAUAUUCUGAGAUUCUUCUGUGGCAUGGCUGAAUCAGGCGUUUUGCCCGGGGCCUGGUACAUUAUUGGAAGCUGGUAUACGAAGUCGGAAAUUGGUCGCCGGACGAGCUUGUUCUAUUUCUCCGCCACCGGCGGUCAAAUGCUCUCGAGCCUUAUCCAGGGCGGAAUCUAUCGCAGCUUAAAGGGGCAUCUAGGGCUUGCCUCGUGGCGAUGGCUUUUCAUAAUCGACUUCCUCAUUAGCAUGCCCAUUGCAAUCAUGGGGCUUUGCGUAUGCCCAGACGAACCCAGAGCGAAGCGUAUAUGGUGGAUGUCGGAGAAGGAGCGACAGCGAUGCAUCGAGCGCAUCAAGGAAGACGAUCGUGAUCCAGAGCCGUUUGCCUGGAAUUUGGACUUGGUCAAGAGGGUUCUCAAAUCUUGGCAGUUGUACGCCUUUUGCAUCGCCUGGGGAACCUUGGAGCUCACCUGCGGUGUCAAUCUGCAGCGGUGGAUGAUAUUGUGGCUUUCCAAGGUCAAGGUAGACGGGCAUCUGAAAUACAGUGUGCCGCAAGUCAACUGGCUGCCAGCCGGUAUUGGCGCCACGCAAUUCGGGUGGAUGAUUCUCGCGUCUUGGACGUCCGACUAUUACCGAAACCCCUCCAUUGUCAUUGCCGUCCUGGGGCUGGUGCAGCUCUUUUGCUACAUUGUCUUUGCCGUGUGGCCCAACAACAACGACUUCAUCAUGGCAGCUUUUUACAUCUGCAGUGCCUAUGGGGCCAUCGGCCCGCUCAUCGGCUCGUGGCUCAACUCUUCCUGUGGCGGCGACAGAGCCCUGCGGGCAUUCACCUCUGGGCUGACGUCCUCGGUAGGAUUUGGUCUUGGCACAGCUGCACAGCAAACCAUGUUUCCCGUCUCGCAGUCGCCCAAGUUUCGCCAGACGCACGGCUUCAUCUUUGCCAUUCUGUGGAUUGUAUUUGCCGCCGUGGCGUGGUGCGGUAUCGCCAUGCCCAUCAUGGAGCGGCGCUUCCCGCCGCCGCACAAGGAGACGACGCAUGCGGACCUCGACGAGGAGCAGCAUCCCGGCACAAAGCCAAUCUCUCCGUAA